CAGAGUUUCCCUGGGAUGUUCAGGAGAGUAGAGUUCACGAAUGACUUUCCACUGAUGCACAUGGCUGUGUUGAACCUUAGUUUGACGAGGAUACUUCGACCAAUGAGUGUUUAGGUUUGCUGUGUGGACAGGAUACAGCAGGGUUCAUGCCAGCGGCCUUCAUGGCAACAGCUACCGGAUCAGUGCCCCGUGCAAAACCAACACGUCACUUCGUUGUAUCUUUACGUUGUGCGGCCGCCGUAAGAUACACAGCGAAGCAUGCGCGCCAGCGACUCGAGGUCUCGAUCGUCCAGAUGGCUGAGUGAUGCCAGAGUUCAUAUACUGAUCCUAUCAAAACGAGAGCUGGACAAAGCGCAUCGUACCGCCAGCCAUGCAAUGCGUUCAGGGCCAGCAACACGAUCAGAUUCCAAAAGGCGACAAUCCCACGCGGCACAAAUCUUCUGCACACCUGGAUCCAAAUCAAGUAGCUUGGACUUUGAUCGACGUUGGACUGGUGAAAACACACGCGAAAUGCUUGCCAGGCGACAUUGUGUUUGUGCCCUACCAGCUUGACAAUGUCGUAUACCAUUUCCCGCUUCCGCCGGGCUCCCAAGCUCCAAAAAUCUUGUCUGCCGAUGCGUCGACCCAACAUUUGAAGCCCAGCAGCGAGCACACGAGAUCCAACAAAGUCAACGAGGAGACAAGAUCAGUACCGCGACAGGACAAGGACGGGAAAAGUGAAAGGCAGAUGCGGAGGAAGACGCGCGUGCGUUCAGCGAACAAGAACUUCCCAAUUCGCGUAGACAGUUUGCAGGCGAUACGACCUUCUCCACCGUCUUACGAAGAAGCCAUGGAACUGCAGAGGAGAGAGCACAGCGUUGAUGCAACCGAGGCCGAACGUCAAAAUACCCUGAAGAUGCUAGAGAACCACAUCUCAGCAAAUAGCUACCUACAGCAGCACGCCGCCGCUCGAACUGCAGGACUGCCGCCAGGAAGACAAACUCCGCGAGAUCGACGACCACCAAGCAAAGUAUUAGCUCCACGCCAAUUGUCACAAGACGACAGUAUUACAACGUAUCGCCCUCGCGGCAGCAGAUGUCACUCUCGUUCAGCCAGUAUUCCGAGCAGACAAGAAGAAAUAUAUUCUCGUCCGCCUAGCAUAGCCAAAGCUCAAGUCGUUUUGGGUAUCUCAGAGCCUGGCAAAACCUCAAUCGAGCAGCUUUUCGACCAAGCAGUUCUCGAAUUUCAGCAACAAACAGCCGAGACAGCGGAGCGCAUGUCUUAUCGCGACGACAUUGGUCUGACUCGUUGGGCUACUAACUCAGCGAGGAAAACCACAAAGCCCCCGAGAGAUGAGGAAGCGGCCGCCGACGCUCCCAUAUAUGUUUCCGGGAAGAGUUGGAGACCCACUGCAAAGAUACAUCGACAUUUUGGGAAUGGCAAUUCGCAGGGGGUGAAGAUCAGCACACCUGGACUGGCGAAGAGGUUGGGAGUUCCUGUCGGAACACAUACGGCGUUAAGAAUCGAUGCGUUCUACGACAAUGACUGAUGCACUAUGGGCGAAGCAACCGCUUCAUAAUCUACCCAUGAAGGUUCUACUCGGGCCAUUGAGAGAUCCGAAUCCUCCUUUGCCAUGCCCAACUCGAUGCUUGAUCCUGCUCUAUUACCAUCCUGCGACCCGACGGCUUCUAGAACCCGGUGACGAUAUAAGGUCGUGGGAGAAAUUCUCGUACCACAUCGUGUUCAGUGUCGCUCAGAGCAGUGAAGCCUUUCGGCAUUCAACGCAUGCCGUCUGGCUAGACAGCGAUGAGUGUCGCGAUCAAUGCGUGGCACGUCGCCUGAGUGGCAAACAUGGGGCGAAACCUCUUUAUGAUCGGCACGUAAGAACGAACGGACGAGCGCAGGUACAAUGCCUGCAUAUCGAACCGGCCGAUCAUGUUGAUGUGAACACUCUACUAGCACUGUUGAAAUUGACACAGGCAUGUCACUCUCAUAUCCAAGUUUUCAAGCUGCAUGAAACGUGUAUGUGCACUGGAUUCAUUCAUCUUUCAUUUUCAAGCAUGGGC
Molecule: messenger RNA, 2045 nt
Organism: Cercospora beticola
Lineage: Eukaryota; Fungi; Ascomycota; Dothideomycetes; Mycosphaerellales; Mycosphaerellaceae
Source: RefSeq, a predicted model, not a curated record